Molecule: messenger RNA, 3168 nt
Organism: Tetrahymena thermophila SB210
Lineage: Eukaryota; Ciliophora; Oligohymenophorea; Hymenostomatida; Tetrahymenidae
Exons: 1
Source: RefSeq, a predicted model, not a curated record
AUGGAAUAAGAAAAUCUGUAAAACUAUACUCUCUAUGAUCAAGAUAAAAAAAUCAUGGAGAUUCUAAACUAAUAGAGAGACUAAUUAGAAGAUGAUUUCUUAACAUCGUAAUAACUCGAAGAUCAUCAUUUCGAACAAAUAGGAGAUAACGGCACUGAUGAACUUUAUUCUUAGAAAAAUUAAAUAAAUUAAUUUUUCUAAUCUCUGUAAAAAAUUAAAAAAUAAGAAUCAUAUUUAGUAUAAUUUCAUAAAGAGUAAAAAAGGUAAGAUAAGAAUUUUAGUCAUGAAGAAAUCAUAAAAUUCUUGGCUGACAAUUCAUGCAUGUCUAAAGUUUAUUAUAAUUGUGCAGAUAAUUUUUAGAAUCAUUUUAAAUCCUUCUUCCAAAGAGAUAUUUUAGCAAAAGAAGAAGUUUUCGGGAAAAUAAUUUAGAAUUUCGAUUACGCAAAUUAAAGAUAACCCACUAAUGAAUUUAAAAAAAUUAAAAAUUUUUUCAUAGAUUAUUUGAAAAUAGCUGAUAAAUAAUAACAGAAGAAGGAAUUUAAAGAAAUUUCUAAAAUUCUUAAUGACAAAUUUUUAAAUCAGAUGAGUCUAGACAGAGAAAUCGUUGACAUUGGUUAAAAAAUUAUAGAUUCUUUGGAAAAUAUUGGAGAUAAAUCCAAAAGAAUAAAAUUAGAAGAUCUGUCUGUCCUAUAAUACAUGUUCUAUCAUGUAUAUUCCAUUUUUGUUGAUAAUGGUGAUUAAACUUAACAUGGUGGCAAAUUUAAAAAAAAAAUGUAUCCCAUAGCAUUUCUGAUAGGAUAUGCAUUCAAUUUUUCGUAAAAAUUAUAACAAAUAUAAGAAUUAAUAAAUUCAGGAAGAAGAUCUCAAAAAUCUUAACAAGAAACUGAAUAAGAAGAAAAAUUGAAGAAGAGAUAAUUUAAAAAUAUGCAUAAUUACAUUCAUAAUUAAAAUACUUAAAAGAAAGUAGAAUUUAUUCUUCAGUACGAAAUGUUAGCUAAUGAAUAGCUAUUCCAAUAUUUAAACAAUUUAUAAUAAAGUAAGAAUGAUUUAUAAAUAAAUAUGGAAACUCAAAUUGAUUAUUUCUUAUUAGGAAUGAAUAUAAUAUUUUAACACACAUAUUCAUAUGAACAAAUAUCUCUUAACAAAAAAGAAUAAUUUAAAUACAUAAUACAAGAGAUAAUUUAUUUCCAAUAUCAUUUAGGAAACGCGAUUCAUCAUUUAAAUAUAAAGUACUUAGAAUAAGAUGGUUUUUUGAAUAAAUUCUAAGAAAAAAUAAGUAAUUCGGGACCGGAACUUUAAUUUAGUUUUUUAGAAGUUUUUAAAAGACUAUAAAAAAAUUUGGGAAUCUUCAUCGAAACAAAUCAUGAUGAAAAAACUCAAAUACUUCCUGUAAUCAUCCCAUACAUAAGAAUUGGUGAGGAAGAUGAAGAUAGCGUUUAACCAGAAAACAUAAGCCAAAAUCAAAAAAAAAGACUUAUAAAAAAUUAUAAAUAUAACAUGAUUUUAAUGUAAAAAUUUUACUUAUACGAGCAAAGGUAAAAUCUUAAAAAUGAAAAAAAAGGAAAUUCUAGAAAAGUCUCCCGAUUAUACAUGAGAGAUGACAUUUUUGGAAUUUAAUUUAAGCAAAAAGAAAUAAUCGAAAAUAUCAAAAAGGGUCAAUAGUUAGUUUUGCCUUCUAACUUGAAUUUUACUUAUGGCGGGCUUUUUUAUAAUUUAUUUUGGAAUAACGUUCUUACAACUAUACACGGAAACAUUUUGGAACCUCAAUUACAUUUACUUUAAAAUUUUUGUAAAUACAUCUAAAUUAAAACUUAAUUCUAUGGGAUGGGAAGCUAAGAAAAUUAAUAAUUAGAAAUAUUCAAUUAAUGCAGAAAAAUUUAAGAUUUAAUGCUUUACGAACAAGCAAAAUGUUUUAUUUAAUAAUGCAAAUAAUACAAACGUGGAAAUCUUUAAUUAUUUUCUCUCAUCAAUAAAAGUCUGCUCGAAAAAAUUGUUAUGAUGGAUGGGAAUAAAAUUUCUAUUUCUAAGUAUCCUUAACUAAAUAAAAAUAAUAAACAAAAAUGUGAAUUGCUGAAAAGUAUUUAAUAAAUUUAGAAAAAAAUGAAAUAUACAAUUUAAAAUAGCAUAAAUAUAGAUUUUAUAAAUGAAUAAAAUAUAUAUAAAAUUAGCAUAAAACAAGACAUUAUAAAUAUAUGGAUUUCUAGAAUAAAAAAUUUCGGAGAUUUAGAGAAUAUAAAUAAAACUUUUAUUUAAAGAAUGAAAUUUUACGGCCCAAAAGAAUAUUUGGGAAUCGAAUUUGAAGAUUAAUAAAGAAAAAAUUAAAGUAUAUAAAAUUAAUAAUAAUAACUUAGCGAAGGUUCUAGGAAUUAGUAAGCUCCUCCAAAAAUAAAAGCCAUUAAGAAAGACAGAAAAAGAAAAACAAAAAAAAUGAAUUCUUAAAUGCCUGUAAUUGAUAACGAUCUAAAUGUAAGCGAUCAAAUUUAAUCAUAAUAAGGAUAAUUAUUAGAAAAUUUACCUAUGUAGUAGGUAUAAAUAGAGAAUGCUCAGGAUAAUCAGCCAAACAUUAAUUAAGUUGAAUAACCGAACAACUAAUAACAAUAGUAGAAUAUAAAUGCGGUUUGCGGAUUCAAUGAAAUAAACAUGGUUCCUGGAAAUUAAUAACAAGCAUGGAUUUACUAGAUGUAUUUCCCUUAAAAUUACUAAUAAGCGUACGAUAAUAACUUUAGGGCUGUGCCUUUACCAAAUAUGGUUCCUGAUGCCCAACAAUAACAUUGGAUCUAUGAACUAUAAUUCCCCGACGAAUAAGGAAUCGAUGAACAACACGAGGAACAAUAGUAAAUCUAAGAAAAUGGGUAGAACAAUUAGGUUCCAUAAUAAAUGGAGGAAGAAGAGGAAGAAGAAUAAAAAUAAGAAGUUUAUUAUAACCCCGACAAUGAUUUCCCCCAUAUGUAAUAUAUUUACAGCACUCCUUAUAACUAUAACAACAAUGAAAUUUAUUAGAAUCAAGUGAAUUCGUACUGGGAUAGAACUACGAAUCAAAAUUAUAACAAUGGACAAUUAUAAUAAUAAUAAAAUGAUUUAUAUAUUUCUUAAUUUGAUACAUUAAAUUUUUUCGAUAAUGAUGUUAAUAAUAAUAAUAAUAAUAAUAAUGAUAAAUACAAUAAUUGA